This is a messenger RNA of Cimex lectularius (bed bug), 2168 nucleotides long. RefSeq names its product protein male-specific lethal-3 (gene msl-3). Gene Ontology annotation, biological process: chromatin organization; regulation of DNA-templated transcription. The transcript has 12 exons. Gene Ontology annotation, cellular component: NuA4 histone acetyltransferase complex; nucleus; MSL complex. The record is from RefSeq and is a predicted model, not a curated record. NCBI's taxonomy places the organism in Eukaryota, Metazoa, Arthropoda, Insecta, Hemiptera, Cimicidae. Bases 271 to 2124 code for a protein of 617 amino acids.
UAUCUCGAGAAUCGAUAAUCGUGAAUCGAGUUGGGCCGUUUGCUUUGAUCGAGUAACCUCGUCUACGUCUCGUUGGAAAACCUCGCAGGUUGAGUCCGUCCCAGGGUAAACAUAAAACUUAUUUGUCUUGAUGCCGGCUGGCUGAGGCCGCGAACGCCGAUUUGAUACGCGCGAGACGUCCUCCUCUCCAGGACCGCCGCCGCCGCCCAGACGCGGAGAUCAUUUUGAGAAAGGGAGAAGUCGUCGUUCCUCUCCGCUCUGUGAUGGAGAAUGGUUUCCAUGAGGGUUUUAAGAAACAAGUUCACUGAGGGAGAGAAGGUGCUCUGCUACGAACCGGACCCGGCCAAAACCAAAGUUCUAUACGAUUCAAAGGUUUUAGAUAUAGUGUCGAGGAAAGAUGAAAACGGAAAAAAAGUCUUAGAGUUUCUCAUACACUUUCAGGGCUGGAAUUCGACUUGGGAUAGAUUCGUUACCGAAGAAUACGUGUUAAAAGACACAGAGGAGAACCGAAAACUCCAGAGAGAGCUGGCAGAAAAGGCUCAGUUGACUGCGGGGUGUGGGAAUCUCUACAGAAAGCAUAUUAAGAAAAGGACGAGUGGGAGUGCUACGAGAAACAAAGACUGGUCAUCUAGGUUAAGUGCGUCAGGGGGUGCAGAUUCAGGGAGUGGAAGCCGAGGUAGCAGUGGUGUGCCCGCCGAGGGUACUAGCGGAGCAGCUGUGGCAUCUGCUCAGAAUCGUAAAGCGUCUGGGAAUGAUGAAAAAUCGGAUGAUGACUGGCCUCGGUUUGUCAUCAACUUCGUCAUUACACCAAGGAUGCGAACAUUCCUCGAAUCCGACUACAGUCGGAUCAAACAGGAGAAUCGGGUUGUUCGCUUACCUUGCUCCCCGACCGCGGUGGAGAUACUCCAGCUUUGGAUGACAGAAUACAUUUAUAGCAGAAUAAGGUUGAUGUGCUAUAAAAAAGGCCAGCUCAAGCCGGUACCUCCCAAUAAAACAUCAAACGUUACAAUAAAAAAUGUACUAACUCAUGCUAAUCUAUGUCAUGAAGUCGCUGAUGGUCUUAGAGUUUAUAUGGACUUCAUGCUUAAAACUGUCCUUUUGUAUGAUGAAGAAAGGACUCAGUAUAGAUGCUUUAUUCCUUCUGAUGAAUUCAAAAUCAAAAUUGAAGAUGAAAAGAUGGAAGUUGACGAAAUAAAACAGAUAGAUGAAAAAGUUAACGACAAUCCAGGGCUCUCCAGUAAAGAUAAGUUAUCAAUUAAGCACGUUAAAGAUAAACAACAUAAAGAAUCAAAUUGGGAGAAAUCGAAAGAAUCGCCAGUCAAAGAGAAGGUAUCAAAAGAGGUGAAAGAAUUAAUUAGAAAUCGUUUGAGGGAUUUACCUAAAGAAAAAGUCAAAGAAGAGAAAAAGGAUAAUGAUCAAUAUGAAGUUUGUAAUUCGCUGAGGGACGAUUAUGACAGGAGGAAGUCUUUGCGUCCCAGGCAGCAGACAGGCGAGGCUGUGACUUCGCCUCUUCCUCCGCCAAAACAAUCACACCCGCCGAUGUCGAGUCAGAAAGCCGUAAUGAUCGAGAAAAGGGCGAUUCUGCGUGGGAAAAUACGCUGCUCGGGCAACCGCAAUUCACAACCCGGGGCGAUUGAUAUUAGUGAACUACUAGGCCCUGCAGCAAACAAAGGUCCCGAACCGCUUUUGCUCCGUCCAAUGGCUAAAAAGGAUCGAGAGUUUCUGAAGAAAAUUUCCGAAAGGAAGCUUCUGCCAGAGACUUAUUGUGAGGAGAGAAAGCCGUCUUUUUUGUACGGCGCUGUGCAUUUGGCAAGAUCUUUAUUGAAAAUGCCGGAACUUUUGUCUACUGCUGAGUAUGACGAUGCAAAAGUGAACCUUCUGAUUGAAUUUCUAAAAAAUUUCAUGCAGUUUCUUGAGGAUCACCCCGAAUGGUUUUCUGAUGAUGUAUAUGUGCCGAACACUUUCGGCAUUGAUUUACUGCCGAUGCACGAUGACCAGGUGAAGAAGUUGAAGCUGACGACGAUCCCGUCGAAAAGCUCUGGACACAAAUCAUCACAUCCUCAGCAAUCCCCUUCUCUUUCUUGCCAGGCGCAGUCGCAUGAGAAAAAAGAGAUCUCUGUAUAAAAAAGAUAAAAAUAUUAACCAAUAAACUUUUCUAUCAAAACCCA